AUGGCAAUGAUUGAAGACGAGAAACUUAUUAGUGCAUUCGAGUGGCAAAACAAGUAUUACAAGGAUAUUAACGAGUUCCUUGAUGAUGCCUAUGUUUUGUUUAAAUUAAAUAUUGAAAAAGCUUUAAGCAAUUAUGGUCCAUUGAAAGUGUAUACAGUGUUAGGCGCGAAAUUUGUAAAAUUAUCGAUUGAUGGUAAAGAAGAAAUGUAUGAUUUAAUGACAUUUAUCGCGAAAACGGAUGAAAUUUUGUUAACAACCCAUUUAGAUGAGUGGUAUAACGUUAAUGUUAAACAAGUGACUUUGAAAAGAAUGGAAGAUUUUCAAGAGAAAGAUUCUAAUUGGAAACUUCAAUCUAUUCAAAGAUUAGAAGUUAACAUUAACAUGUACAACCCCAUGCAUGCAAGUUCUUACAUUGAUUUACCAUCUGCUAUUAAAAGCAAGCAAGCAUGCAUUAAUAUUCACAAUACAGAUAACCAAUGUUUUAAAUGGUCAAUCUUGUCAGCCUUACAUCCAAUUGAAAAACAUUCGGAUCGAGUUGCAAAAUACAGACAGUUUCAGGAUACACUUAACUUUACCGGAAUUGAAUUUCCUGUUGCGCUUAAUAACAUUUCAAAAUUUGAAAUGUUAAACAACAUUUCAGUUAACGUAUAUGGUCUAAUUAAAAGAAGUAACAAAUUUACAGUUUCACCUUUACAUCUUACAUCACAAAAGAGAUUAAAUCACGUUAAUCUAUUACGAAUUGAAGACCAUUACAUCGAUGAAAAUAAAGUUGAGGAAGAAGAAAACGAAAAUAUACUUAUUAUCGCAUUUAACUGGCACUAUGUAUGGAUUAAGGACUUGUCUAAGCUGGUAAGCACACAAUUAUCAAAGCAUAAAACCAAGAAAUACAUUUGUGACCGUUGCUUACAUUAUUUUGGAGAAGAAUUGAAGCUAACUGAACAUGAAGAAAAUUGUAGGAAGAUGAAUGAUACCAGAAUUAGACAACCAGUACCAGGAAAAAAUUUUCUUGAAUUUAAAAACUUUCAAAACAAAGAGCGUGUGCCAUUUAUUAUUUACGCAGAUAGUGAGAGCCUUUUGAUUCCAGCAGAAAGACCACAAGAAGCAAGCAAUACAGAAGUUUUUCAAAAUCACAAAACACUUAGUAUUGGCUAUUACUUAAAAUGUGGUUUUAACGAUUCACUCUCUGUAUAUAAAGCUACUCCAAAAGAUGAAGAUGAUCCGGCUAAAUGGUUUUCAAAGGAAUUAAAGGAUUUGGCUGACAAUGUUGAUGCGCGGUUUAAAAAUCCAGUGCCCAUGGAAGUACUAAGUGCACAGCAGUUGAAAAUCGCACAUGGGGAUGUAAAAGUAAGAGACCAUUGUCAUCUAACAGGGAAGUAUCGUGGAGCAGCUCAUCGCGAUUGUAACAUUAAUUAUCAUGAAUCUCAGGUCAUACCUGUUGUUUUUCAUAAUCUUAGUGGUUACGACGCGCAUUUUAUUAUCAAAGCUAUAGCUACCGACGACGACAAAAUUCAAUUGUUAACGCGAAAAGGAGUUUUUCCUUACGAGUACAUUGACUCGAGGGAAAAACUCGAUGAGACUCAAUUACCACGUAAAGAAAAUUUUUAUAGCACUUUAAACGAUUCAAAUAUUUCCGAUGAAGAUUAUGUACAUGCGCAAAAAGUGUGGAGUGAGUUUAAUUGUAAAAAUCUCGGUGAUUAUGUUUAUUUAUACAUGCCAACUGAUAUAUUGUUACUCGCGGAUAUUUUCGAAAAUUUCCGAAAUCAGUGUUUAUUAGCAUACGGUCUUGAUCCAGCGCAUUAUUAUACAACGCCUGGACUCACAUGGGAUGCUAUGUUAAGGUAUACGAAUAUAAAAUUAGAACUCCUCACAGACAUUGAUAUGGUGAUGUUCAUUGAACGUGGAAUAAGGGGUGGGGUGAGUCAGUGUUGUAAUCGUUACGCUAAAGCGAAUAAUCCUUAUAUGGAACAUUACAAUGAGAAUGAGGAAACAUCUUAUAUCGUAUACUUUGACGCAAACAACUUGUAUGGUUGGGCUAUAAUUCAGUCACUUCCAUAUGGUGGUUUCGAGUGGGUAGAAAAUGUCGAUAAUAAUUUUGAUUUUAACGUUCUUGAUGAUGAUGCACCAAUUGAAUACAUUUUGGAAGUUGACUUAGAUUAUCCCGAUGAACUUCAUGAAAAACAUAGUGAUUUUCCGUUUUGCCUUGAACGCUCGAAGCCACCAGGAUCAAAAGAACAAAAACUUCUAACUACCCUCCUACCUAAACGAAAGCACGUUCUCCAUUACCGUGCUUUAAAACAAGCUAUUGCCAGCGGUCUGUUGAUGAACAACGCAGUAUUCGGUAAAACAAUGGAGAACGUGCGAAAACACGUUGAUAUUAAACUCGUUACAAAGUGGGAGGGUAGAUAUGGAGCUGAAGCUUUAAUCGCAAAGCCUAACUUUUACAGCAGAUCAAUUUUUAAUGAUAAUUUAGUUGCUGUUGAACUUAGAAAAAUGGAGGUUUUAAUGAACAAGCCUCUCUAUGUCGGCUUAGCAGUCUUGGAUGUUUCCAAAACAUUAAUCUACGAUUUUCAUUAUAAUUAUAUCCUUAUUUAUGAAAUUAAAUGCUCAAACAUUUAUGAAGAUAUGAAAGCAGAUAUUCACAUGUUUGAUACUUCAGAUUAUCCGAUUAAUAACGUUUACGGUAUUCCGCAAGCCAACAAAAAAAUUUUAGGACUUAUGAAAGAUGAGUGCUGUGGCAAAAUUGUCACUGAAUUUGUUGGUUUGCGGAGCAAAAUGUACAGCGUCCGGGUUGAAGAGAAAGAUUUCAUAAAGAAGGCCAAAGGUGUAAAAGCUGGAGUUGUUAAGAAAAAUAUUGUUUUUGAUGACUAUGUAUAUUGCCUGCAAAAUAUUGAAAUUCAAUCUAGAAUCCAGUAUUCUAUUAGAUCAAAACUGCAGAAUGUUCAAACAUUAAAACAAACAAAAAUUGCAUUGAGUCCUUAUGACGAUAAGAGAUUAACUUGA
Messenger RNA from Leptopilina boulardi, 3000 nucleotides. RefSeq lists its product as uncharacterized. NCBI's taxonomy places the organism in Eukaryota, Metazoa, Arthropoda, Insecta, Hymenoptera, Figitidae. Bases 1 to 3000 code for a protein of 999 amino acids. The record is from RefSeq and is a predicted model, not a curated record. The transcript is spliced from 7 exons.